AUGGUCCGAUAUCGCUCUCGUCUUCUGAUUGUCUUACUCGUAGUUGUAUGGAUUUUGUGUUCAUCCUUCAUGUUUAAUAAUUAUAAAGAAAGCUUGAAAAAUGUAGCAUAUGUGACAUUUCCAUCUGAAGUGUCAAAUCUCGAUAUUGGAAUUGUGUCACCGAAUUCUACUUGUCGUUACACCAAACAGAGUUAUACUAUCUGUGUGGAUGAAUUAGGAUACAUCUGUAAUUAUACUGCUUUACUGACCAAUAGUUGUUGCCCAUCUGAAAUUUUUGAAUGGCGCUUUGCUUGCCAUACAUGCAAAGAUAAUCAUUGUUGUUCUGUCUAUGAACACUGUGUGUCUUGUUGUUUGGACCCGAAUAAUAAAUCUCUGUGGAAUCAAGUUAUUCAAAAUACCAAUGCUAACAGCAGACGACAUCUACAGUUAGCUACGGAUGCAUUUGAAUUUUGUUCUGCAGUCUGUAGAACUUCUUCACUAACUGUUCUACAUGAAAAUCGAUAUCGUAAUUCAGCAGAAAAUUAUUGUUUCGCCUUAGAAAUUCCAACCAUAUAA
Trichobilharzia regenti is the source of this 555-nucleotide messenger RNA. The record is from the annotation of a GenBank genome assembly. Lineage: Eukaryota; Metazoa; Platyhelminthes; Trematoda; Strigeidida; Schistosomatidae.